AUGGAGGAGGGAAGGCUGCGCUUCCGGAGACAAAGGCAAGUCCUGUUUAUCUUUCUACUUUGGGGAGUGUCGCUGGCACGGUCUAGGUUUGGACUUUAUUCAGUAACAGAGGAAGCAGACAGAGGAUCGUUUGUGGUCAAUUUGGCAAAGGAUCUGGGGCUAGCAGAGAGGGAGCUGGCCGCAAGGGGUGCUCGGGUGGUCUCUGAUGAUAACAAACAAUACUUGCUCCUGGAUUCUCAAACCGGGGAUUUGUUCACAAAUGAGAAACUAGACCGGGAGAAGCUCUGCGGCUCCACAGAGCCCUGUAUGCUACAUUUCCAAAUUUUAAUGGAUAACCCCAUUCAAAUUUACCAAGCUGAGCUAAGGAUCAGAGAUCUAAAUGACCAUUCACCAGUGUUUCAGGACAAAGAGAUGGUCUUAAAAAUACUCGAAAAUACAGCAGAAGGGACAACAUUUCAACUAGAAAGAGCACAGGAUUCAGAUGGAGGACUUAACGGAAUCCAAAAGUACACCAUCAACCCCAACUCUUUCUUCCAUAUUAAAAUUACUGACAGUGACGAAGGCGUGAUAUACCCAGAGCUAGUGUUGGACAAAGCAUUGGACUGGGAGGAGCAGCAGGAGAUCAGUUUAACACUCACAGCGCUGGAUGGCGGAUCUCCACCGAGAUCUGGGACCACUACUAUACGCAUUAUAGUCGUGGACAUUAAUGAUAACGCCCCACUGUUUGUGGAAGCGCUGUACGAGACCCAGGUUAAGGAGAAUAGCCCCAUAGGGUCCUUCAUUGUUAAGGUUUCCGCAGAAGAUGUAGACUCCGGCGUCAAUGCGGAAGUCUCCUAUUCAUUUUUUGAUGCCUCUGAAGAGAUUAGAACAACCUUUCAAAUCAAUCCUUUUUCUGGGGAAAUCGUUACUAGAGCGUUACUUGAUUAUGAGCUAAUACAAUCUUACAAAAUAAAUAUACAGGCAAUAGAUGGUGGGAGCCUUUCUGCAAGAUGUACGGUUUUGGUUGAAGUACUGGACACGAAUGACAACCCCCCUGAACUGAUCAUGUCAACACUUUCCAACUACAUUCCUGAGAACUCUCCUGAGAUGACACUGGCUGUUUUUAGGAUUCGGGACAGAGACUCUGGAGAAAAUGGAAAGAUGGCUUGCUACAUACAAAACGAUCUGCCGUUCCUACUGAAACCCUCUGUGGAGAAUUUUUACGUUCUAAUGACAGAGAGAGCACUUGACAGAGAAAGCAGAGCCGAGUACAACAUCACCAUCACCGUCACGGACUUUGGGAAACCAAGGCUGAAAACACAGCACAACAUAACCGUGUUGGUCUCCGAUGUCAACGACAACUCCCCGUCUUUCACCCAAACCUCCUACACCUUGUUCGUCCACGAGAACAACAGCCCUGCCCUACUUAUGGGCAGCGUUAGCGCCACGGACAGAGACUCAGGCACCAACGCUCAAGUCACCUACUCGCUGCUGCCACCUCAGGACCCGCACCUCCCCAUCGCCUCCCUGGUCUCCAUCAACGCGGACAAUGGGCACCUGUUCGCUCUGAGGUCGCUGGAUUAUGAGGCCCUGCGAGCCUUCGAGUUCCGCGUGGGUGCGGUCGACGCAGGCUCCCCUGCGCUGAGCAGUGAGGUGCUGGUGCGGGUGGUGGUCGUGGACGAAAACGACAACUCGCCCUUCGUGCUGUACCCGCUGCAGAACGGCUCUGCGCCCUGCACCGAGCUGGUGCCCAGGGCGGCCGAGGCGGGCUACCUGGUGACCAAGGUGGUGGCAGUAGACAACGACUCCGGCCAGAACGCCUGGCUGUCCUACCAGCUGCUCAAGGCCACAGAGCCCGGGCUGUUCAGAGUGUGGGCGCACAAUGGCGAGGUGCGCACCGCCAGGCUCCUGAGCGAGCGCGACGCGACCAAGCACAGACUCGUCGUGCUGGUGAAGGACAAUGGUGAGCCCUCAAUGUCGGCCACCGUCACACUGCACGUGCUCCUGGUGGAUGGUUUCUCGCAGCCUUACCUGCCGCUCCCGGAAGUGCCCCUGGAUGAAACCCAGGCCGACUCGCUCACCAUCUACUUGGUCACUGCGCUGGCGUCGGUUUCGACGCUCUUCCUGUUCUCAGUGCUUCUGUUUGUCGCAGUGCGGCUGUGCAGGAGGAACAGGGCCGCCUUGGUGGGUCGCUGCUCGGUGCCUGAGGGCCACUUUCCGGGCCACUUAGUAGACAUUAAUGGCACUGGGACCCUGUCCCAGAGCUACCAAUAUGAGGUGUGUCUGACGAGAGGUUCUGGGACCAGCGAAUUCCAGUUUCUUAAGCCAAUUAUUUCUUGUUAUCCUCCACAGGGCACUACUAGUGAAAUCGAGGAAAAUUCUAAUUUCCAGAAUAGCUUUGGGUUUAAUUAUUGA
Messenger RNA from Orycteropus afer afer, 2394 nucleotides. RefSeq names its product protocadherin beta-10. The transcript has a single exon. Gene Ontology annotation, molecular function: calcium ion binding. The coding region runs from base 1 to 2394 and encodes 797 amino acids. Gene Ontology annotation, cellular component: plasma membrane. Gene Ontology annotation, biological process: homophilic cell-cell adhesion. The record is from RefSeq and is a predicted model, not a curated record. NCBI's taxonomy places the organism in Eukaryota, Metazoa, Chordata, Mammalia, Tubulidentata, Orycteropodidae.